AUGCAGUCGUUUAUACUGCGACUUUUUGGUCUGGCAUCGCUGCAGUAUGCGCUGGCUGAAUUCAAUUUCUACGCCAAUUACGAUGAAGCUACGGCCGCAGAAACUCUUGGUCUAUCCACCCGGUGCUUGUCUGCCUUGAACCAAACUGUCGGCUGUGAUGCUGCAAAUGCGGCUCGGGCAGCAAAUGGUGCUGAUGUCUGGUUUAGGGAUAAUGUAACUUCGCUAUGUACCGUGGAGUGCUCAAAGGCUCUUACAUCUUGGCUCUCAGACGUCGAUAUUCAAUGUUCCAGUGAUCAGCUUGUCACCAAUGGCCGUUUCAUUGAUCCUUAUACGAUCCCUCUGAAGUACGUCGCUGGUUAUGAUAUGGCUUGUCUGCAAGACAGAAGAUGGGGCGCCGACCUGUGUUAUGGCGACGAUCCUCCACCCAAGUGCGAAAAACAAAUCUUGACGAUAGACGCCGCGACUCCUGACUUUGAAGAGAUGUCUGUGACCAAUAUGUACAGCGAGGAUUUGUUUUGCAGUGAAUGCUUUAUGCUGAUAUGGAGACAACGACUGCUUUCUCCAUUCCUCUCUCCUGGGAAAUUCGCGGAGUAUCUGUUUGACCAGUUCACUAAAAUGAAAGAUGUCUGCUCUCCAGACUCAUCAGUUCCGAUUCCUGAACCUUCUGGAGAGAAUGAAACCCCCACGUCCGUUCGAAAACGAGCAGAAAAUCCUUAUGAAAACGCUGCCACCCCACCUAUGCCAACUCAGCCAGGAUCUAUCGGGGAGUGUACUUACUACUAUAACGUGGUUGCUGGUGAUACGGUUAGUUGUUCUCCCAAAGAGGGAAUAUCUUUCCAUGACCUUAGAAGACUCAAUCCGCAGCUAGAUAGGGACUGUUCCAACUUAUGGGUAGACCAUGCGAUUUGCAUAGGUCCUAUUGAAACGUAUCCAAUUUCCGAAGAUGGCAACUGUGGUGAGGAGUAUGGGACUUGCAAUUCAAACAAUCGAUGUGGACCUUGUAGUCUCGAUGACUCGAUUCCAGAAGAAGAUGUCCCGAUUGAUCCUACACCUACUAAUCCAAUCCCAGACGACUCCAUUCCCGAAAAUGGCGGUCCUGCAGAGUCUAAACCUGCCAGUCCAGCUCCAGACAGCCCUAUUCCCAGCACCACUCCUCCAAGUGAUGUUGCUGAUGGUCCUACCAGAAGUCCGAUCCCCGUGGAUCCAACCUCUGUCAGUCCCAUCCCGCCAAAGGAAACAGGGCGCCCUGAUAAUAGCACAUCAAAGAUUAGUUUAGACGGAAAGUGCAGUCCCGAUAUCUCGUGUACCGGAUCUAGUUUCGGCGAAUGUUGCAGCAUCAAUGGCUUUUGUGGGACAGGACCUGGAUGGUGUGGUCUCGGGAACUGUCUCUCUGGCGCUUGCCAGAAAGACACGAGCGGGAUAAGCUUUGAUGGAACUUGUGGGCCCCUGUUCCCCGCUAACAGGACUUGUGUUGGCUCAAAAUUUGGCGAUUGUUGUAGCACCUCUGGUUAUUGCGGCACCGGGCCCGGCUGGUGUGGCUAUGGAAAUUGCUAUUCGGGUGCUUGUGAUACCUCACUGGGUGGCGUGAGCUUGGAUGGAACUUGUGGUCCAAAGUUUCCAGGAAAUAUGACAUGUGUGGGGAGCACAUUUGGAGAGUGUUGCUCAACGAGCGGAUUCUGUGGAACUUCAUCACGACAUUGCGGUAUUGCAACCUGCUAUUCUGGAAAAUGUGAAGCCAGUCCCAAGGAUGGCAACAAUAAGGACACGGAAGAUGAGAACAAGGGGGAGAAGGAAAGGGAAGAUAGUGAUAGGGGAGAUAAGAAGGAGAAGGAGAGAGCAGGAGGAUGGUCGCACUGA
Paracoccidioides brasiliensis Pb18 is the source of this 1857-nucleotide messenger RNA. RefSeq lists its product as uncharacterized. Gene Ontology annotation, molecular function: chitin binding. Bases 1 to 1857 code for a protein of 618 amino acids. The transcript is spliced from 12 exons. The record is from RefSeq and is a predicted model, not a curated record.